Messenger RNA from Botrytis sinoallii, 730 nucleotides. RefSeq lists its product as uncharacterized. Gene Ontology annotation, molecular function: protein heterodimerization activity; DNA binding; structural constituent of chromatin. Gene Ontology annotation, cellular component: nucleosome. The record is from RefSeq and is a predicted model, not a curated record. NCBI's taxonomy places the organism in Eukaryota, Fungi, Ascomycota, Leotiomycetes, Helotiales, Sclerotiniaceae. Bases 116 to 427 code for a protein of 103 amino acids. The transcript is spliced from 3 exons. Gene Ontology annotation, biological process: nucleosome assembly.
CCCAAGUACCAAUUCUUAUUAUCUCCAUAUUCUAUUCCACAACGCCAUUCCAAAUUUCAAACAACCAAAUACCAAUACCCCAAACACAAUCUCCUUUUAAUAACCCACAUUCAUCAUGACUGGACGCGGAAAGGGUGGCAAGGGUCUCGGAAAGGGUGGCGCUAAGCGUCAUCGCAAGAUUUUGAGAGACAACAUCCAAGGCAUAACUAAGCCAGCUAUUAGACGUCUCGCACGUCGUGGUGGUGUCAAGCGUAUCUCAGCCAUGAUCUACGAAGAGACCCGUGGUGUUCUGAAGAGCUUCUUGGAGGGUGUUAUCCGCGACGCUGUCACAUACACUGAGCACGCGAAGAGAAAGACUGUCACAUCCCUCGACGUUGUCUACGCACUCAAGCGCCAAGGACGUACUCUCUACGGUUUCGGUGGUUAAACGGUUGCAUAUUUACGGUUCUUUUCUACGUCUUUAUGAAUUUUCUUCCUCGGCUUGUUGUGUCGGAAGAUGGGUGUGUUACGGAAAUGGGUCUUUGCUUUCAGGUGUUUAUUGUAUCAUAAGGAUAUUGGGGUAUUCCGGCAUGGUUGGUCCAUGAGAUAAUCAAAACCAUCAAAACACAAUUCUUGAUCUUCAUAUAUCUGUUCCAACUCGUGAUGGUGUUUCUGUACGCGUCUUUCGGUGUUAUUGUUGUUUCUUGGCAUUAAAUGUGAAUGACGUGCCAUCCUUGGGUGGUACCACUUU